UCCAGGCCACACUUCAGAGGAUGUACAUCCCAAGUUCAGACAGAAGCCUUCCAAGAGUUUCAUAAUGCUGCUUCUACAGAUGUGAAAGGUGUAGCAUUACUACUCCAUAAAAAUGUGCUGAGAGGCAGGAAACAUAUGGAGGACAAGAAGACUUUACAAAGCUUAGAUUUACUGGAACACUUCACAUUGUAUCAAGAUAAUCACCAGGGAGAUUUGUUCACAAAGAAGAAAGGCAGACUCUACAACAUAAAGAAUGGAGCGCCUUCCCGAUACAACCUGGCAGCUUCUCCAUUGCAGCUGGUAGCCAUGGCAUUUGAUGGAACCUGGAAAGUGGAGAAGAGUGAAAACUAUGAAAAGUUUAUGGAAGCAAUGGGUAUUAAUAUAGUGAAGAGAAAGCUAGGAGCCCAUGACAAUCUGAAGAUCACAAUCCAACAAGAAGGAAACAAGUUCACCAUCAAAGAGUCCAGCAAUUUCCGUACCAUAGAAAUAGUGUUCACUCUGGGAGAGAUCUUUGACUAUAGCUUGGCAGAUGGAACUGAACUCCAGGGUAACUGGGACUUGAAAGAAGGCAAACUGGCAGGCACAUUCAAACGGAAAGAUAAUGGGAAGGAGCUUAUAGCACUGAGAGAAAUUGUAGGAGAUGAAAUGGUACAGACAUACACCUAUGAAGGAGUUACAGCUAAGAGAAUCUUCAAGAAAGCCUAAAUAACAGCUGAGAACUGAAACCCGAUGGAAGAAUGGCUGUUCUCUGUUUAUAGAAACAGUACGUUUCCCAGCAAGCACAGAGCCAUUAGGUUCUGCUACUUUUGUCCACGUUCUACAACAAUUAAGAUUAUUUAUCUUUCAUGCCUAUGUCUGUUUGGAUAAAUGGAGUUGCUAAGGCUACAAGUAAUAUUUACCUUUUUAUAAAUGGAGAGGAAAAUAAACAUGGUUUCUACUCCGUUUUUUUCAGGAGACAUAU
Molecule: messenger RNA, 961 nt
Organism: Sceloporus undulatus (fence lizard)
Lineage: Eukaryota; Metazoa; Chordata; Lepidosauria; Squamata; Phrynosomatidae
Gene: FABP2
Product: fatty acid binding protein 2
Exons: 8
Coding region: 136-705 (189 amino acids)
Biological process (GO): fatty acid transport
Cellular component (GO): nucleus; cytosol
Molecular function (GO): fatty acid binding
Source: RefSeq, a predicted model, not a curated record